Molecule: messenger RNA, 2537 nt
Organism: Labrus mixtus (cuckoo wrasse)
Lineage: Eukaryota; Metazoa; Chordata; Actinopteri; Labriformes; Labridae
Exons: 13
Coding region: 276-2153 (625 amino acids)
Biological process (GO): protein dephosphorylation; cilium assembly
Molecular function (GO): protein tyrosine/serine/threonine phosphatase activity
Source: RefSeq, a predicted model, not a curated record
UUUACAUAGUGUUUACAGGUGAAGACAUAAGCAUGAUAUAAUUGGCUUGCUGUGAUGUGUGCAUGUCAGUUCUUAUGCAUUUAUGAUAGCUAAUCAGGCUUAGUGAAGCUGGGUCAACACACUUUAGUGUGUGUGUGUGUGAGUAUCUGUAGCAGCAAGGUGGGUCAGCAUUGAGGGGCAUGUGUGUGUACACUUCUCCUCACUUUACUGCACUCAUCAACUCUUGAAAAAUUACAUGGGAUUUACAGCUUCACUUUUCAUCAUAAUCAGUAAGGAUGAUACCCACCUUGAUCCCGAACAUACCAGUACCCCGGCCAUCAUAUUCCCAGGCCAGGGAAAAUCUGGUGAAGGCUAUCCCACCCAAGCUCCUUUGUCUGCUGGCCUGUGGAGGACUAGACUGUCGCUAUGAAGGACCAGAGUGUUGGAAACAAAAUCAGCAGGUCAUCCGAGGUGUUUACUCCUCCUGGGUGACAGAUGACAUUAUUGCCAUGGCAAGGCCGUCAAAUUGUCUGAUAGAAACGUACAAGAUUAUAAACCAAUUUCAAAGGUUGAACAUCAAGUCAAUCAUCAACAUGCAGCUGCCAGGGGAGCAUGCUCACUGUGGACCACCACUGGACCUUCAAAGUGGUUUCACCUACUCUCCACAGACCUUCAUGGAGAAUGACAUUUACUUUUACAACUUUGGGAUGCCAGAUUUCGGUGUGUCCUCCCUCGUCGGUGUAAUCGAUGCAGUGAAGGUUCUGGCCUUUGCGGUGAGGGAGGGAAGAGUGGCUGUGCACUGCCAUGCAGGCCUUGGCAGGACAGGUGUCCUGAUAGCCUGUUAUCUGAUCUACACACUGCGCAUCAGCCCGAGUGAGGCUGUCCACUACGUGCGGAUAAAACGCCCCCGCUCUAUCCAAACCCGGGCACAGAUUAGCCAGGUGUUUGACUUUGCUCGCCUGCUUAGCACGCAGCUGGUCCAAUAUCCGGACCUCGGCCUGCGGCAUGGAGUCCCCUUCACCCUGCAGCACUACCUAAACCGCCAAGCCCUGCUGCUGCACGGCCAGGAGGCACGCACACUCAGACACACACCUAAGGUGGUGUACCUCCUGUGUGUGCGUCUCUGCUGCUUGGCCCUCGGCCUCCCUGCUCCUUCAGCGGUCCACGCUGAACUGGAAAAGAGGUCAGCACUGAGGUCCCUAGGCCGGAUCGUGAGGGAGACCCUGGUAGCCAAACAGCACCUGCCCUUACUAAGGGAGGGUCAUCAAGGCUUGUGGGUGGACGCAGAUUCAGUUUCAUCGUGGAACGAGCCACUGGGAUUCUUCGAGAGGAAGAGAGAGGCGUUAUUCGACAAACGCAGCUACAGUGACUCUGACCUCAGCAAGAUCGCAGUGAACGAGUAUCUGGAGAUGGGUCCAUUCUGCACCCCAGCACUUGGACAUGUGAAACACUGGCAUUUACAAGUCCUAAUAAGACCUGAUCUGAGAUCAGCAAAUCUGAUCCUUUCACCAAGCCACCACAUCACCAAAAAGGAAUCUCAUGAAGGACAAAUCCCUAUUUCAAGCACAAGAAAAAGCUGUGCUAAGAGGUCAACCUGUCCAGCUAAAGAGCUUCUUUCUAAAUCCAGCUCCUACAUUGAGCUGUGCAGAAACUCCCAUAAUCCAGGCUCGACCUCGGCUGUCCGUGCUGUUGCCAAAGCAAUGGCCGAACCAGCUCCUCCAGGGGAAACCAUCCUGCAAAGAUCAGCUCUGCUGCAGGAAGAGCUGAACAGCAGCGACUCUGGCUGGGCUCUGCUGGUCACCGAGUCAGAUCCUCAUGUUCUCAGUUGUCUGUUAUGGACCUGGUUGGAAAGGCUGAGGGAGCCAGUUCUGAGAGCAGAGGAUGUAGACAGGCUGAGUCGAGGAGCAGACAACCCGAAGCCUCUCAGUGUGCUAAAGAAGCCACAGAGACACACCAUCUACUGUCUGCUGAGCUGUGUGAGUACAGUGAGCAGGUUUUGUCCACACAGAGAGGAUGCAUUGCUGUCAAGACUGAUGAGGACACUAACACGGCGCCCCCAAGAGGAAAUGGAAAGCCUUUCAACCCUGAUGAAAGUCCUGAAGGCGAGUUUGAGAGAAACCUACCGCAACCAUAGAAACCUCACCAGAACCUGCAGCACCAAUGCCACACUUUGAAGCGCUGCACUGAAAAUAAAAUAAAAUAAAUAAAUAACAAAACCGUUUUUAUUUUAUGUAAGUGAUAUUUAAUCCUAUGAACAGGAUAGUAGGUGAAUUAGUAAUUUAGUAUUUAUAUAUACCCUCUAUGUAUUCUAAGUAGGUGUAAAGGUUGGGACCCUCAUACUGUUCCCUUGAAUUUCCCGUGUUGAAUGUUAAACGAUUACUCAAAAUACAGUGCUCUAAUUCAAUUUCAUUUUGACACUCAUACAGUUUUUAAUGUUCAGUACAACUUUAGUUUGAUGUAAACUUAAAUUAAGACUCUGUUUGGACCUAAUAAGUUAUUGUAGCUUACGAGCUACAAGAACUUAUUAGGUCCAAACAGAGUCUGUUUCAGCCUUUCAA